Meira miltonrushii is the source of this 1596-nucleotide messenger RNA. RefSeq lists its product as uncharacterized. Bases 116 to 1567 code for a protein of 483 amino acids. The transcript has a single exon. Gene Ontology annotation, molecular function: protein binding. The record is from RefSeq and is a predicted model, not a curated record. Lineage: Eukaryota; Fungi; Basidiomycota; Exobasidiomycetes; Exobasidiales; Brachybasidiaceae.
GGCCUCCGCCAAAAAGCACAAUACUUUGCCUGCUGAGUUAUAUGGUCAAAAUCAAUAAUUUCGUUUCUUGUGUCAAACCACCAAUCAGCCCCAUCCGAGAUUAGAAACAGGAAAGAUGUCGCAAUCCGCACCAGUGCAAAAGUUGCCUAACGAGGUGGUGCAUAUGAUCUUAUCGUAUUUCAAUCCUGUUCAAUUGACGAAAUUGGAAUUGGUUUGUCAACAAUGGCAUGAAGUAUCACGAUCUCGUGAAACACUUUGGCGAGAUGCUCUUUGUGAUACUCGUCUUAUUGAACUUUCGAAACAACGUGAUCCGUUUUUGCAUGCUUUGCUAGAAAGAGGCGGUCGAAAAUUAACCGAUUUGGCAAUCGAGAUCGAUAUCAGUAAAUGCGAUCUCAACUGCGUACGCAGGCUUUGCAAGAUCUUGGAAGCCAGUGAUGUUCGAAAUCUUUGGUUGGAAAUCAUGCCGGGUGUUUCUGCAAGUCAUUCGCAGAGACGAUAUGAUGCAUUGAUAGAUAGAUACCUCAAAGCGUUAGGGGAGCUUUUCGUUAGCAUAGGAAAUUGUUCAUAUUUGCAAUCCUUGCAUAUCGAAACCUAUGGAGUUUUUGGAGAGCGUCUUCCUUCUGCAAUGAUGACUCAGCCGAUCGCAAAUUGCAAGCUGGAAAGGUUAAGCUUAAAGUGCUUAGGCUGUACUGCCUUGUUCGAAAAUGGAUUGCUCUUCAAAAUGUUGUCAAAGGCCCGGGUGAUUCAAUUAGAGUACGAAGGAGGGGCCAUUUCGGAAGAGAACGCAGUCAAACUAUUAGACAUGACUAAAGAAACACUAGAAGAUUGUCAUUUGGACAUCAUUGAGCAGAUUGAACCAUCUAAAGUGCUCGAAAAUAAGACGAUUGUCUUUCCCAAGCUCCUUAGGCUUUUUAUAUCCAUAGUGGAAAAGCGACAGGAUGACGUCGAAGAAGGAGCUCAACCAGUUUCAGUAGCAAACACUUUUCGAAAAAUUCAGCUACAAUGCCCAAAAUUACGCUUAGUCUAUUUUGAAGGAAAGAUUCCGCAUAAUCUUUACGAGAAUCUUUUGACUGAAGAUAUUGAGGCAAUCUACUUUACCGCUUUGGACCCUCAAUACCUUCCCGAUACUAGCCUCCUUCGAAAAUGCACAACGUUGGAAAGGAUCAUCGUGCAAAAUGUUGAAAGCAUGCCAUAUAUUUUCAUUCACCAUGUGCUCACGAUGACCUCACAAGCAAAUAUCAAGGAAUUCAUAGUGGAUGAUGACGAAAGGUAUCAUGCAAAUCACAUUGUUCAGAUGAUCAAGCGACGGCAAGAAGAUCCGAAUGCAAAAGAUAUAGAAUUAACAUUUCUACAAGGAAAGCCUACUUUGAGCAGACAAAGCUUGAACUGGUUAAUAGGAAAUAAUGUUGGCUUCUUUCAUGCUCAUCCAUAUCUCUGGGAAAAGGUGAUGAAAUGCUCAUUCGAAGAAAUCAAGGAUUAUAUAGACUUUGUUCUAUAUUAUUCGAGGAGUACACCACUUCUCGACAGGCGAGACUACACAGGUGUACCAAUCUGCGGUCUGUACUAAUCUCUGUAGCUACAGUACAGUGAUUUGAG